Molecule: messenger RNA, 933 nt
Organism: Cyanistes caeruleus (blue tit)
Lineage: Eukaryota; Metazoa; Chordata; Aves; Passeriformes; Paridae
Source: RefSeq, a predicted model, not a curated record
UGCACCCCUCCCUUGGGACGGGCGAGCCGGGGACACCCCAAAUCCGGGGUGUCCCAAAUCCGGGGUGUCCCAAAUCCGGGGUGUCCCAAAUCUGGGGUGUCCCAAAUCCGGGGUGUCCCAAAUCUGGGGUGUCCCAAAUCUGGGGGCACCCCAAAUCCGGGGCUGUCCCAAAUCUGGGGUGUCCCAAAUCCGGGGUGUCCCAGCUUUGGGGGUGUCCCAAAUCUGGGGUGUCCCAAACCUGGGGGCAUCCCAAAUCUGGGGUGUCCCAAAUCUGGGGUGUCCCAAAUCUGGGGUGUCCCAAAUCCAGGGGUGUUCCAAACCUGGGGGCACCCCAAAUCCGGGGUGUCCCAAAUCCGGGGUGUCCCAAAUCUGGGGUGUCCCAAAUCCGGGGUGUCCCAAAUCUGGGGAUAUCCCAAAUUUGGGUGUCCCAGCUCUGGGGGUACCCCAGAUUUGGGGGUAUCCCAAAGUCAGGGCUGUCCUGGCUCCGGGGGUACCCCAAACCUGGGGCUGUCCCCCUCCAGGGGUGUCCCCGCUCCGGGGGUGUCCCCGUUUUGGGUGUCCCGGUUCUUGGGAUAUCCCGGCUCUGGGUGUCCCCGCUCCGGGGGUGUCCCCGUUUUGGGUGUCCCGGCUUCGGGGAUAUCCCAAACCUGGGAUAUCCCAAACCCAGGAUAUCCCAGACCCAAGGGUGUCUCUGCUCCGGGUGUCCCAGCUCCCAGGAUAUCCCAGACCCGGGGGUGUCCCAGCUCUGGGUGUCUCUGCUCCGGGGGUGUCCCAGCUCCGGGUGUCCCCAGCUCCGGGUGUCCCCAGCUCCGGGUGUCCCUGCUCCGGGGGUGUCCCAGCUCCCAGGAUAUCCCAAACCCGGGGGUGUCCCAGCUCCGGGUGUCUCUGCUCCGGGUGUCCCAGCUCCGGGUGUCCCUGCUCCGGGGGUGUCCC